GUGCUGCCUGCUCUCCUGCUGCCUUACUACUGCCUCGCUGCUCGGAUCGCGGCUGGAAUCGACGGGCCAAGAUCAUACCCUAGACGCCUAGACUUUGUCCUCCCCCACUCGCACCCACCCACCUACCAACACAUCAACGGUAAAUCGGCACAGCGGCCAAAGCUUGGCUCACCCGACGGUUCGCGACUCGCACCUCUAUAAACCCGGCGCUACAUCCAGUGUUGUUGCUCUUCGCAGCAUCUAGACACACACCAUGACAUCGCGGUCAAAGUCGGCAGGGGGCACUGGCCCCUCCACCCCGCGCACGCCGCCCAUGACCAUCGUCAUCAAGCUGGGUACCUCGUCUAUUGUUGAGCCCUCACCGCCAUUCCUCCCCCGCCUCCCCCUCCUCUCGUCCAUCGUCGAAACCGUCGUCACCCUCAAGAAGCAGGGCCACCGCGUCGUACUCGUGUCCUCGGGCGCCAUUGGCGUCGGCCUCCGCACCAUGCGUUUGAAGGAGAGAGGCAAGGGCCUCAGCCAGAAGCAAGCACUCGCUGCCAUCGGACAGGGCCGGCUCAUCGCACUGUGGGACAACCUGUUCGCGCAUCUCGACCAGCCCAUUGCCCAGAUCCUUCUUACGCGCAUGGACAUUGGUGACCGAACAAGGUACAUCAACGCGCAGAACACGUUCAAGGAGCUGCUGGAGAUGGGCGUCGUGCCCAUCGUCAACGAGAACGACACAGUUUCCGUCUCGGAAAUCAAGUUUGGUGACAACGACACGCUCUCUGCCAUCGCAGGAAACGUCGUGCACGCCGACUACCUGUUCCUCCUCACCGACGUUGACGCGCUGUACACGGACAACCCGCGGUCAAAUCCCGACGCAAAGGCCGUGCGGGUCGUGCGCGACAUUGCCGAGGUGCGCAAGCAGGUGUCGACAGCGACGUUCGGCACGUCGCUCGGCACUGGAGGCAUGUCCACCAAGAUCAUCGCUGCCGAGCUCGCAACCGCGGCUGGCGUCACCACCGUGGUUAUGAAUGCGACCAAGGUGUCCGACAUCUUCGGCAUCAUCGAGGGCGGCCCCGGCCCCUCACGCGAGGCAGGAGAUGUGGCACACUUGGAAAAGGGUCCAUUGUGCACGCGUUUCCUGCGUCACCAGACGGCGCUCAAGGACCGCAAGUGGUGGAUCGCACACGGCCUGCACGCGGCCGGCACAGUCGUCAUCGACGAGGGCGCGUACCGUGCCAUUGGUCGCCGCGAGUCGGGCGGCCGUCUCCUCCCUGCGGGCGUGGUGCGCGUCGAGGGUCCCUUCGCAUCGCACCAGGCCGUGCGCAUCGUCGUGCGCAGGCGAAAGAGGUUCCCGCCGGCGCCGCUUCUCACAAAUCCCAUCUCCGAGUCGCCGACCCCAGCACGGUUGGAAGACUCGGCGCCCAACAGCGCCGACCCUGACCUGCUCUCGCCCGUGCCAAGCGGAUUGCGCAAGACGCACCCCCUGGCCGCGAGCACGUCGGCGGUCGACCGCUCGCCCGAGUCGGCCGCCUCGCAGCCCGACACUCCCAGCAUCCAGCCCGCGCUGUCCCUCUCCUCGAGCGUCGCGUCGCUCGACCCUCUGAGCCGCACCGGCCCCUCGUCGCCUGCGAUGAAGGCCAUCUCGGAGCGCCUCGCCCACGUGAGCUUUGGAACCAUUGGCGCCGCUGCGGCGGACGAGACUGCCCAGGCCCCGGCUCCCGUGGACGAGUGGGAGGAGAUCGAGGUCGGCAAGGGCCUCGCUCAGUACAACUCGGUCGAGAUUGACCGCAUCAAGGGCAUGAAGAGCUCCCAUAUCGAGCAGGUGCUGGGCUACUCCGAGUCCGAGCACGCCGUCGACUCGAUCGCCCUGUUGUAG
Messenger RNA from Vanrija pseudolonga, 1861 nucleotides. It is a transcript of the gene PRO1, whose product is annotated as Glutamate 5-kinase. The transcript is spliced from 5 exons. Gene Ontology annotation, molecular function: RNA binding; ATP binding; glutamate 5-kinase activity. Lineage: Eukaryota; Fungi; Basidiomycota; Tremellomycetes; Trichosporonales; Trichosporonaceae. The coding region runs from base 254 to 1861 and encodes 535 amino acids. Gene Ontology annotation, cellular component: cytosol; cytoplasm. The record is from RefSeq and is a predicted model, not a curated record.